AUGGUGAAACGCAGAAGAAUUCAAAGUAAUGAGAGUAGUCAAGAUGAGGAAGGGGACAUCCCCCAACUCAUCAGCAGUAAAGACACCGCCAACGAGGGUGUGGAUAGAGGCCUAAAUGAGGCUGGUGAAAUCACACCUAGACGCAGAAAAUCCAAAAAAGGAACUGUGUCGACAUGGGGAGACGUCGAAAAAUCUCGCCUUGAAAUUUGCUUAAAGCAUAUUUCUUGCAGGCUAAGAAGAUUUAGUAGAGGUUGCAAGACCCUCGUUAGUUGGACCCUCAUAAGUGAGGAAGAGUGUAAGCUAAUAGCCGAUGCUGUUAAAGACAAAAAAGUCACAGCGACAACUUUCAAGGAAUGUAUAAAUACAUACCUACAAAAUGAAAGAGAAGGCUAUAUUGCAAAUCUCAGGGAACUCUCACCCAAAGCGAGCAGACGCGAUAAAGUGGAAGUGCAGAGGAGGAUAGAAGCAGACUAUCCGACCAAUACCAGAGAUUUGCUGGACGAAAUUCACAAAGAAUGUCCAACCGAAACCGCUACAUGUAGAGAUGUAGUAACCACACGUAAAAAUGUGGAAAGACCUAGAAGUGGACCUAUGACAACCACGAAACCUAGGCACACACCUGAAAAUAACCCUGAUUCGAAUAGAUUAAAACAGGUUAAUUUCAAAAGACGAAGGGAUAGUCCCAAAAAUGGGAGAACCCUUGUCAAUUCACAAAAAAGGUCUGGCUUUCAAGAAGAAAGUCCUAGGCAACCACCUGCCAAAAAAGGCAAGUGUAAAAUAAACCCAACAUCAUCAACGUUGCGAACUGAUGAUAUAAAGGAACAGCCGAUAACAAGUGUUAACGGUACGCAACAUAUAUCCAACCGACAAACAGUCGUACUAGUGGAAACACUAGGAACAGCAGAACUGACAUCACAGAGUGAUGUAGAAGUCGAACAUCCUAGUAGCGCAGAUGCUACACCUAAGAAAAGGGUAUAUAAGUCUAGGAAACAUGUUCAGGAAAGUACCUUAUCUUCACAAGACAAAGUAAACCUACGUCAGAAGAUAAGGGAAGGUACUCCAUAUGGUCAGGAGAUACCAACAAAUGAAAAACCAAAGAGAAAAAGAGCUCUUGAAGGUUUAUCAUGUCCUGAACGCUUUAAGCAUUUCCUAGACCAACCCAAUUUGCCAACGUGCAAGAGAUGGAACGUCAAUAGGAAAAUACCUAUAGACGAAAUAAACCAUCUCGGCUUCAAUAUAUUGAGGAAAUAUAUUGAUACACUAAAAUCUCCAGAUUGCACACAGCAGCAAUACGAGAUAGUGAACGUUGCGUGGCCCAAAGUGGCAUUAGCAAUGAUGCACACGGCAAAGUCGUACGGACAUACGACACCUAAUGGCUUUGAUAUAACGCAGUCAAAGAUAACCAAAAGGAAAAAAAGGAUGAUAAGACUUCAGAAACGACUAACCGGUGCUUGGAAACAUAGACUCAAUCCAAGUGGCAAAGAUAAAGCGUUGCUAGCUAAAAUGAGAGUCGAAGCAAAGGGAAAGCACAUGAACGUGAAGGGUCUCUUAGAUAGAGUAAAGGAAGAAAUAAUUCUCCUUGAAAAUAAAGAGAAAAGGGAAGCGGACAAAGCAGAAGGUCGUAGAAUACGCAGUAUUUACGACAAGUCAGGCUCCAUGAAAACUGUACUGCAAGCUGGAAUGGCCAAAAAGGUUCCGGUCAAAGAGGAGGAGGCAGUUAAGUUCUUUAAGGAAUUACUAGCCCAUAAAGAAACACCUCCACAGCUUGCUAUCGAUGAGUGGGUUAAGCCUUGGACAGGAAGGCCAAUAACACACGACAUUGACCAUAUAGAAGAGUUUUUAAGGUUCAAACUCAAGUACAGCCGACCGUUCAAAACGCCCGGACCAAACAAAGUCCACCCCGCAGCUUUCAAACGAUUUGAUUCUCUAGCUAGCUUACUAUUGGAAAAGGUAAAAGGUUUGUUAUCAGGCAAAUUUAUGCUAACUGAUCAGGACAUGACAGCCCAAGCAUUUCUUUUACCUAAGACAGUUCCGCCGAGUAGCGACCCAAACGACUACAGAGCGAUAAACUGCAUUAAUGCAGAUAUGAAAUACGUAAAUGCUGUAACGUAUGAAUUCAUAUAUAAAAACUGUUUCCAAUAUAUAGCCACAAAUCAGUGUGCAGCGUUCAAGGGAAUACCUGGAACACUACACGCCACGAUGGUAAAUUACUCCAUCUUGAAACAGAACCCAAAAGCUACCAGCGUAUUGUAUGUAGAUAUGAAAAAAGCUUUCGACUCAGUAUCCCACUCAGCCAUGAGGAAAGCUGUGGGAGCAUUGAAUCUACCAGCUAGUAUCACAAAAUACAUCCAAGGUAUGCUAGGGUCAGGAGGUUUCACCAUAUCCAAUGUGGAUAAGACAAAAAGCAUGAAAGACAAGAGGGUAAACGUAAAGAGGGGAAUCAUGCAAGGUUGUGCAUUAGCACCCUGUCUAUUCGUCAUUGGUAUGGAUAUAAUUAGCUAUCAGCUAAAUAAAGAGUCUAUGUUACCAAUAGGUAAGAACAUCAAUAGCUUACCAACUGAUUACAUGGUCCAACUCAACCAUAAGUUCCAAAAUGAGUCAAGUAUAGGACAUGAGGAAGGAGAAACGGUUGCUGAUACUCCUGACUCUAAACACUUAACAAAGAGGUCAGAAACAGCUAUGACCAACCACAUAUCUUUCGUUGAUGACGUGAAGAUCUUUGCUAAGGAUAAUGCAACAAUCAAAAGACUCAAAGGCAUUUUUGAAUCGGUUGCCCUUCAGCUAGGUCUUCACGUAAACGCAAAGAAAUGUGGAGUCCUAUACAACAAUAAGUCAGAUAACGUAAUGUUAGAAGACAUUAGUGAAUUGACAGACUGCUACAAAUACUUAGGUAUACCUGAGUUAGGUAGAAGCAUAUGUGUAGAAACGCUAGAAAAGAGUUUGGAAAAGAAAAUACUAGGCAGCGUAUGCCAAGUGUUUAAAACCAAAUUAAAUAUAGGCCAAAAAAUAAAAUGGUUUAACUCUUCAAUAGCACCUGCAAUCGGGUAUGCAGUAGCACAUGCACUACCGGCGGUCAAGCAAGGAAUACUACCUAGCUUGUGUAAAAGACUAGACAAGCUAGUGAUAAAGAUCCUUGCAGGUAAUAUAACUGACAGUGAACAAAUAGAAGUAAGGCAACAGACAACUUCUAUCGCAAGACUGUAUUGCACACCAGAGAAAGGUGGUCUAGGCUUAAGAUCACUAGAAAGCGUAGCUUAUGAAGCCAUAGUAAGACACAUGGCGAACCUCUGGAUUAAUCCUAUAAACGAAGUGAUUAAAGGAUUAAGCAUACAGCAUGAACUUAAAGGAGGAAAGUCCACUCCAAUAAGGCAGUUCACAACACUAAUGAAAAAGUUCAAUAUUGAACAUUCAUUAGGAAAGUCAGGAAUUACCAUAGAAGGUGUGUAUCAUGAUGAUGUAAAUGAGUUCACAAAAAUCAUAAGUGGUAAGAUAAAAGACAUUCUUAACCAGAGAUACUAUGAUAAGUGGAUCAAAAAGAUUGAAUUCGCUAAGGCAUACGAUAGCCUUAAUCUAAAGAUGCCAUGGCUUAAAAAAGCCGCGAUAUCGGACUUACAAGCGAAUCUCAUUACAGCAUCACAACAACAGUCUUUACCAGGAUUGAAUUGGCACAUAAAUAAAAGGAAUAACAUUAUUAAAAAAUGUCCUUUAUGCCAAAAAGAGCUCACAACCAGCCAUAUACUAAGCGGCUGUGAGAGUAAUCAUGCACGAAUCAAGUAUAUAACCAGGCAUGAUGCAAUAUUAGCAUCGGUUACAAAUAGCAUAUUAAAGGCAAUAGGUACAAAAUAUAUGCCGUUAUGCGAAUUGAGAAACUUGAAAGAGUGCAACAUGAUUGGUAAAGACUGGUCAAUCGGUUUCGAUUUACCUCAACUUAUGGAAGUCGGACAGGCUAGAGAACAAUAUGAACAAGUCUUCGAACCCUUAGAUGAUCGCAGAAGAUCAGUUAAGAAGAUAGCUCAUAAUAGACCUGACUUAGUCCUGGUUAACCAUAAGUUGAAAAAGGUAAUACUGCUAGAAGUAGCAGUAGUUGGCAACCCAUGGCUUCUUCAACAGCAAGUUGAAAUAAAGCGAGUAAGGUAUAUGGUGAACUCGCAAGAAGUGAUCGGCCCUGAUAAUUAUCAAAUAGUAAAUAGGGCAUAUAAUAUGAACGAUCACUUCAAAAAGAAGUACGGUAAAGACUAUCAAAUUAGUUUUAUACCUUUUAUAAUGGGCGCAUAUGGUGAAAUAAGUCCAGGUUUUAUGGAAGACCUCAUGAAACCACUAGAAGUGUUGAUGAGGAAGCAACACAUCAAGGCCAUGACAGAGAAUGCAAGCAGAACUGCUGUCGUGAAUACAGCUUACACAGUAAGGUAUUGGUUAAGUAUGUUACAAGGAUAA
Strongyloides ratti is the source of this 4434-nucleotide messenger RNA. RefSeq names its product Reverse transcriptase domain-containing protein. Bases 1 to 4434 code for a protein of 1477 amino acids. The transcript has a single exon. The record is from RefSeq and is a predicted model, not a curated record. NCBI's taxonomy places the organism in Eukaryota, Metazoa, Nematoda, Chromadorea, Rhabditida, Strongyloididae.